AUGGCGCCUCUCGACGAUAUCCAGGUUGGCGACGUUGUGAACGUUCCCGGGGGCAUGUAUGGGACGGUCCGCUACCUGGGCAGCGUUGCCGGAAAACAAGGCAGGUUCGCUGGGAUCGAACUGGCUCCGGAGCACGCCAAGAGAGGCAAGAACAAUGGAGAUGUGGAAGGAAGAAAGUAUUUCAAGACCACUGUCCCUGGUUCCGGCAUCUUUGUUCCCAUGAACAACAAUCGCUAUGUCACGAAGCGAUCCUCCACAUCCGCCCCUACUGUGACCACCGCCCCUCCGACGCCUUCGCGACCGAUCAAUUUCAGCAAAUCUGUCGGUCCCAGUCCUGCAGUACCUCGUCCACGAGUAAGACGACCCUCUUUACCUCGCCCUGAGUCGCCGCGUGGUCCGCCUCCCUCCAAGCUUAGCCUUGCCGGUCUUCGUACUCCAUCCACCGCUUCUCGAGCAGGGCCGAGUCCCAAUGGCUAUCCUCGAAGUCCGGUUAAAGCUCCGUCUCGCGCAUCCGAUAGGACUCCCUCCCGCAUGAGCAUGGACGAUGACUUGUCCUCAGUCAGGACUUCCGACUUCCAUCGCAGCUCGAUGGCGUCGGAGGUGCAGGAAUUGAAAGAUCAGAUCAAGAGCCUGGAAAAGCAACUACUGGAUCGCGAUAAGCAACUAGAGGAACAGGCAAAUACACUUGCAGAAUUCCAAAGGACAAUUGAGGACCUAGAAGGCUCGGAUGCUCUGUCCAUCAGGGCCCAGCUGCGGGAGAAGAAUGAGAGGAUUGCUCAGUUGACAGCAGAAUUCGAUCUACAUCGAGCCGACUUCAGAAGCACCCUUGAUACGCUAGAGAUAGCCGCGUCCGAGACCGAGCGGGUCUACGAGCAGCGCCUGGACGAACUCAUGCAGCAGAAUAAAGAGCUACAAGACCGAGGGGAGGAUGUCGAGGCCGUUGCCAGGCAGCUGAAGCAGUUGGAAGAGCUGGUUUCGGAGCUAGAAGAGGGCCUGGAAGACGCAAGACGUGGCGAGGCGGAAGCGCGGGCUGAGGUCGAGUUUCUACGAGGAGAGGUGGAAAGAACAAAGCUUGAGCUGAAAAAAGAGCGCGAACAUUCCAGCGCCAUGUUGAGGGAAGCCCAUUCAGGCGGAGACGGAGGCCGGCAGUACUCGAAGGAACUAGACCAGAAAGACGACGAGAUCCGCGGCCUCAAAGCCAUCAUCCAUUCAUUGAGCAGGGGCGACCCGAACUUCCCUGGCCUUCAGAAUGGGCUUGCAAGUUCUCGACAGGACCAUGAUUCCGAACACAUCGCUCGUCUGGAACAGCGUAUUCAGGAAUUUGAGCAUGCAACCGAGAGCAAGAACUAUCGCAUUGAGGAGCUUGAGCGCGAGUUACAGCAGUUGCGGCUUAGCAACGAAAGCCGUACUCGCAGCUCCACGAUCAGCGCUCCAGCGCCUCCCCAUAAACCAUCGAACUCUGCUGGAUAUGUCGGGACCGCGAACACUAUCAACCAUGCUCAUCGACUGUCUGACCGCACAGUGGUCCCUAAUGACUGGCAAGAGCAACCUCAUGGUGAAAAUCAGUAUCAGCCGUUUGGCUCGCACCACCGAGGAGCUUCGAACUCCUCGCGCCACCGUUUGGAGACCAUGCAUGAGUCCGAUGGCCGCUCUGAUGAUGGCAAUUCCUUGUGGUGUGAGAUUUGCGAAACCGGCGGUCACGAUAUUCUGAGCUGCACGAACAUCCUUGGUGCCGAAACCAAGAACGAGCAUGUACGCCCCGUUGAGCAGUCACACCACGAGGCUUCUGUGGACAGCAAGUCGACCCCCGGGACUUCCAUCGCCGGAGAAUCCUCUCCGUUAAAGGACGAGGUUAGCGCCACCCCUCAAAAGACAGGACGAGACGCCGUCCUGGAGGGGCUGAAGGGUAUCAGUGGAGGUCUCACCGCUUCUAUGGCUCCUGUUGCAGGGAAGGCUAGUGGAGUGAUUGAUGAAACGAAGUGGUGUGCCCUCUGUGAGAGGGACGGUCAUGAAAGCAUUGAUUGCCCUUUUGAUGAGUGA
Molecule: messenger RNA, 2040 nt
Organism: Aspergillus fumigatus Af293
Lineage: Eukaryota; Fungi; Ascomycota; Eurotiomycetes; Eurotiales; Aspergillaceae
Product: CAP-Gly domain containing linker protein BIK1
Exons: 1
Coding region: 1-2040 (679 amino acids)
Source: RefSeq, a predicted model, not a curated record